This is a messenger RNA of Limulus polyphemus (Atlantic horseshoe crab), 3262 nucleotides long. Its product is annotated as formin-like protein CG32138. The transcript has 26 exons. Gene Ontology annotation, cellular component: cytosol. Gene Ontology annotation, molecular function: small GTPase binding; actin filament binding. Lineage: Eukaryota; Metazoa; Arthropoda; Merostomata; Xiphosura; Limulidae. The record is from RefSeq and is a predicted model, not a curated record. Gene Ontology annotation, biological process: regulation of cell shape; cortical actin cytoskeleton organization; cell migration. The coding region runs from base 188 to 3262 and encodes 1024 amino acids.
AAGGAUAAUUUGUGUUAUUUGAGUAGUAUCAGGCAAAGAAGUAAUGAUAAACAGGAAACGAUAAAUAAUACGUGCAUGUUUGUGGGUGUCAAAAACUAGAAUUGUGUUUAAGAUAAUGGAUAUAUGCAUAACAAUUAGCAUGUGAAAGUUAACGGGUACAAUAUUAAUACGUCAAACUGUUAAAAAUAUGGGAAACUCGGAAAGUUCACAUAGUACUGGAGUUAAUCAUAGUCAUAUGGCUUCGUUACGAAAACAUUCCGGAGUUGAUGGCAUCAAAAUGCCCAUGCCAGAACGAAAUGAGUUAGAAAGAAGAUUCACUUUAGUUUUGGCUUCCAUGGAUCUUCCUCCAGAUAAAGCCAAACUUCUGAAGCAAUACGAUGAUGGAAAGAAGUGGGACAUGAUCUGUGAUCAGGAGAAGGUGAUGGCCAAAGAAUCUCCAUCCUUUUACCUUAGGAAGCUGAAGACAUAUCUAGAUCCUAAAGCUUCUAGAAGUUCGCGGAAAAGAAAAUUUCUUGGAGAUGCUUCAUCAACACAAGUUCUUCGGGAUCUUGAGAUCUCCUUAAGGACAAAUCACAUAGAAUGGGUUCGAGAAUUUCUGAAUGAGGAAAACAAAGGGUUGGAUGUCCUCAUAGACUAUUUAGCAUUUCGACUUGUGAUCCUUAAACAUGAACAAACUUUACGAGAUACCCAUGUUCAUGAUGAUCAUGAUCAUGAGAAUGGAACAAUUUCUAACGGUUACCCAGCAUCACAUCAUUUCAUCCUAGAGUUUGAUACACCAAAGAUUAGAAGAGCUUCUAGACAUAUAGCAAAACUAAACAUGGGGGAAGCUAAGGAUGAUAUUCAUGUUUGCAUCAUGUGCCUUCGAGCUAUCAUGAAUAAUAAGUAUGGUUUCAACAUGGUGAUAGAACACACUGAAGCCAUCAACUGCAUUGCUUUAAGUCUCAACCACAAAAGUUUAAGAACAAAAGCCCUUGUUUUGGAACUUUUGGCAGCAAUCUGUCUAGUGAAAGGGGGCCAUGAAAUUAUUUUGAAUGCUUUUGAUCAAUUCAAAGAAGUUUGUGUGGAAAGAAGAAGAUUUGAAACACUUAUGGAAUAUUUCAUGAACUAUGAAGUUUUUAAUAUUGAUUUCAUGGUUGCAUGUAUGCAAUUUAUCAACAUAGUGGUACAUUCUGUAGAAGACAUGAACUUCCGAAUACACUUGCAGUAUGAAUUUACACAACUUGGAUUAGAUGACUACUUGGAGAAGCUUCGUCAGUCAGAAAGUGAGGAACUUCAGGUUCAAAUUUCUGCAUAUCUUGAUAAUGUGUUUGAUGUUGCAGCCCUCAUGGAAGAUUCUGAAACAAAGAUUACAGCUCUAGAACAAGUGGCAGAAUUGGAAGAGCAAUUGUCUAGAGCAAAUGAAGAAUAUUUCGAGAUGGAGAAUGAAAUGAAUGCAAGACUAGUGGAGCUUGAAACUGAGCUAGAAUGUGUACGCAAGGAAAAAAAUGAUUUACAGGAAUUGCACCAACAAACAGAUGAAGAACUUAACACCUUACGCCAAGCUGUUAGACAAAAGGAGGAAGAAUCUCUCCAAAGACAGAGUAUAUUGGAAUCAAAGAUAGAAGAGCUUGAAAUAUAUCAGAAGUCUUUGCCCAGAGGGACUAGUUUAUCUGAAAUCUCUGGUGGUGUGAGUGAAGGAAUAAUUGUUCCAAAGCCUCAACCCCCACCACCACCCCUCCUCCUCCUCCUCCACCACCAACACCACCACGUGCUUCUCCAUCACUCCACACGAAGUUGCUUUUUGCAUACUUUAAAAAGAUUAUUGUUUCACAUUUAUAAUCGUUAUGUUUUUGCUGGUCACAGUUUCCAUUUGUUUUUGUUUCUUGCAGCCAUGACAAUCAAAAGAAGAUACCAGACCAAAUACAAACUUCCCACCCUUAACUGGACAGCACUAAAGCCUAACCAAGUAAAAGGAACUGUGUUUAGUGAGCUGGAUGAAGAUAAGUUGUAUAGAGUUAUCAACUUCUCUGAUUUUGAAGAACAUUUUAAGCUUAGUCAACAAGGUGGUUUUACUGAUCGAACAGAUGAUAUUAAUUGCAGUAAACGUUUUAAGGUUCCAGAGAAAAUAACAAUGCUAGAGCACAAUCGUCUGCGGAAUGUGGCCAUUUCUCUUCGCAAGUUGGAGCUACCCAGUGAAACAGUGGUACGAGCAUUAAAUGCUUUGGACCUGAAGAUGUUGAUCCAAGAAUAUGUAGAGAUAUUGUUGCGAAUGGUGCCAAAUGAAAAGGAGGUAAAAGCUUACAGAGAAUAUGAAAGACAGAGAAGGCCAACUGAUGCCUUGACAGAUGAGGACAAAUUCCUCCUAUCGCUUUCCAAAGUUGAGAGACUGUCACAGAAACUUAACAUCAUGAGUUACAUAGCAAGUUUUGGUGAGAAUAUUCAGCUUAUCACACCGCAAGUUCAUUCCAUCAUCACAGCUUCAAGAUCAAUAAAGAAUUCCAAGAAAAUAAGAAAGAUAUUAGAGAUAAUCCUAGCAUUUGGGAAUUAUAUGAAUGGAGCUAAAAGAGGGCCAGCAUAUGGAUUUAAGUUACAGAUUCUAGACAUGCUAGGGGAUACAAAGUCAGCAGACCGGAAAAUUUCUUUACUUCAUUACAUAGUGGAUACCGUCCAGAAUCAUUUUCCAGAUGUUGUCAGUUUUGAAUGUGAACUACGAUUUGUAGAGAAAGCUGCAGGAGUCUCUCUAGAGAACAUCCAGAUAGAUGUCAGCGAGUUGGAGAAGGGGCUAGAGUUGUGUAAGAAAGAGCUUACUCUUCGUGGUGAUGCUAAAGAUGCUGCUGUCUUGAGAGAGUUUCUAUUAAACAAUGAAGAGAAGUUAAGGAAAUUAAAAGCCAACACAAAAACUGCACAAGAAGCCUACUCUGACUGUGUAGAGUACUUUGGUGAAAGUGCACGAACUGUUGCUGCUAACACUUUCUUCACUUUCUUUGUUCGGUUUUCAAAAGCAUUCAAGCAAGCACAACAGGAAAAUGAGCAGAGAAGGAAACAGGAACAAGCUGCUAAGGAGGCAAAACAAAAUCCUCCAGAAAAAGUAAAGAAUAAAAACUACGUAAAUGCAAGAAAAAACACUCAGGAUGCUGUAAUUAAUGAACUGAAAAAUAAAGCACGACAAGUCAAAGAAAAAAGGUUAUUAAAGCAAGAUGAGGUUUAUAAUGGGGCUUUAGAGGAUAUACUUCUAGCCUUGGCAAAAGAUGGUAUGAAACUUCUUACCUUAGAAUUUUCAUAA